CGCAGACAGAGUGUUUAUAGUCUGUCUCCAUUGUCGGUCUUUCAGACAAGCGGGAAGAUGCAAUCAGUUCUUUUCUCUCGAUGCGACGCAGAACACGUACGGCAACAGGAAACCACCCGAACAGCCAAAAUACGUGCCCAAAUGACAGAGACUUGGGGCUCAAACUACUGUAUCUAUCAUGGUAUCUAUCAAUCGAUACCCAGCGGCACGAAUUGAUGUCUCUCAUUAUCCAAGUAUCCCAGCUGCUCCCACCCACUGAACUCGCAGUCGUCAUUGCCAAGAUGCUCGUUGAAGCCCUUCUCCACACCCUCGACACCGUGCUGCGCCGCCUCGUCCAACCGGGCCCUGUGCACCACCUCCCGCACACCCAGCAGCCGAUGCUGCCCACUCCCACCAUUGACGGCAAAGCAUUGCAGCGGCACUCGCACCGUCAGCGCGCCCACGUCGGCUAAUGCACCCACCACCUCUCUGUUGCCUCUCGCCCGAGUGCUCGCCUGACUGACAAAGUGGCCGACAGCCACACGCAUGCGACGCCUCAGACGCGAGUCGCCGAUAAGAUGCUCGUCGAUCGCCGCCAUAGCGGCAGAAGGCUCGUAAACAAACGCAGCGAUCUUCCAGCUGAUGGCCUCCGCCUCUUGUGGACCGAAUGAGAGGUUGGAGGGGGAUGGGCAGGGGUAGUCGCCGUCGUGAUGAGGGGCGAUUGGCAGCAGAGGGGUGAUGACGGAUGCGAGCCACCGCUGGGGGCGAAGGGCACCGUUGAUUGCCGCCAUGACCACACUCGGCAGCUCGUUGAGCACUGCCGCAUACUCAGCCAGCACCAGCUGCCGUGAUGGUUCGGUCAGGCUGGAGAUGAGCGACAGGGAUGGCGCCGCCCCGCCCCGCAGAAGCACACGUGCAGUGGUCUGGUACCGCUGGCACCGUCGCGCGCAAAACUCUCUCAUCGAGUCUCGUUGUUCAUUCUGCAUUAGGUGAUGGUAAUGCUUCAGCUGGUAGGCACUCAGGGCCAGGGCCGUGAGGGUUGCGUCGUUUGGGGCCGAGCCGUUGACGUCAUCGGCACUCAAAUGGCGGCACAGAUAGUGGGCAACACGGUAGGAGCCGGAUUGACCCGCCUUUUGCAAGGGGGUCAAUCCUUCGCCUUGGAGCUCUCUUGCUGUU
Vitrella brassicaformis is the source of this 1155-nucleotide messenger RNA. The record is from the annotation of a GenBank genome assembly. NCBI's taxonomy places the organism in Eukaryota, Vitrellaceae.